This is a messenger RNA of Heterostelium album PN500, 2235 nucleotides long. RefSeq names its product alpha-N-acetylglucosaminidase. Bases 1 to 2235 code for a protein of 744 amino acids. The record is from RefSeq and is a predicted model, not a curated record. Lineage: Eukaryota; Evosea; Eumycetozoa; Acytosteliales; Acytosteliaceae. The transcript is spliced from 4 exons.
AUGGAUAGAAGUGGAAGAAGGAAACAAAAAUUUAGUUUUUUAUGUCAUCAAAGCAUUAUGAAUCGUUUCAAUGUUGAAUCCAAAGUAGAAAAUAAUAAUAUUAAACAACAACAACAUGGUGAUAUACAAAUAGUUAAAUCCCUCAUUGACAGAACCAUAGGUAAUGGAUUUCUAAAUGAUAUUAUUCUUGGAAUUCAACCACAUCACAAAGGUGUUGAUUACUUUUAUGUUGGAACAGCCAAUGGAAUGGUUACACUACUCGGAAAUAAUGCUGUGAAUUUGGCACAGGCUUUCAAUUACUAUUUGAAAUACACUGCAAAGUGCUCGAUUACCUGGACUGGAAAUCAAUGCCAACUUCGAGCUGGCACCAAACUUCCAUUACCGGCCAAUGUGCAAGUGGAAAUUCCCCAUAAAUAUAGAUAUUAUAUGAAUACCUGUACGUUUGGAUACUCUACUGUUUGGUGGGAUUGGGAGCGUUGGGAGCGAGAAAUCGAUUGGAUGGCACUGAAUGGCUACAAUCUACCGUUGGCACAGGUCGGACAAGAGUACGUGUGGAACGAGUUGAUGUUGGAACUUGGAUUGCGCCAAGACGAUAUCAACAAAUGGUUUACCGGACCUGCUUUCCUACCUUGGAAUCGUAUGGGAAAUCUAGAUGGCUGGGGAGGUGUCCUACCUCAAUCCUGGAUCAAAGGUCAACAUGAAUUGCAAAUCAAGAUUCUCAAGAGAAUGUCGGAAUACGGAAUGUCGCCUGUGUUUCCGGGUUUUGCAGGUCAUGUUCCAGUGGCUUUCAAGCAAUUCUAUCCGAGUGCCAAUAUUGUUGAGCUACCGAGUUGGCAUGGAUUCAAUGCUACCAAUCAUCUGCUGACAACCGAUCCAAUGUACGAUAUUGUAGCGGAUAGAUUCUACCAAGUUCAAAAUGAAAUCUAUGGAGCGUAUGCCAAGAUCGAUUAUUUCAGUAUCGAUCCUUUCAAUGAGUUGAUACCACCCUCGAAUUCCUCGCAAUUCCUAAAUGAGUGUUCCAGUAGAAUUUUCAAUGCAAUCAACCGAUUCAAUCCAGAUUCAACAUGGGUUCUUCAGAAUUGGUUUUUGAAUUCAGCGUUUUGGGGAGAUGGUCAAGUUGCAUCUUUCUUGGGUGGUGUGCCCAUCGGUCGUUUGAUAGUAUUGGAUCUGUGGUCAGAAUUGAAACCUCUUUGGAAUCGAACUGCCAAUUACCAGGGACACAAAUGGAUAUGGAAUAUGCUUCAUAACUUUGGUGGACGUCCAACGAUCUCUGGAAGAAUGCCAAUCAUUGCAAAUGAACCGUUGGAAGCGAAAGCUAGUUCACCAACGAUGGUUGGAAUAGGUUUGACACCAGAAGCAAUCGAACAGAAUGUCAUUGUAUACGAUUUGAUGAGUGAGAUGGGAUGGCGUUCAAGAUCGUUCGAUUUGAAUCUCUGGGUGGAUGCAUACGUCACCAGAAGAUAUGGAGUCAACCUACCCAAUCUAAAACCAGUAUGGAAAAUGUUGGCAUACACUGUUUACUUCUCACCAAACCGAUCGCCUGCAAACUAUAUCGCAAAGAAACCAUCAUUGGAUUUCCAACUGGGAUUGUAUUAUAAUCCAGUGGUAAUAGUCGAUGCUUGGCGCGAAUUGCUUGCAGUCGACUCAACAAUAGUAAGAUCUAGCGAAACCUACAGAUAUGACUUGGCAGAGAUAACUCUUCAGGCACUGAGUAACUACUUUAAUGGAAAUCUCAAACAGUUGUAUCAAUCCUACUAUGCCAGUGAUUUCCAAACAUUCCAAUCGGCCAGACAGAACUGUAGUUUUGCACUUCGCGCGAUGGAUGCCGUAGCCGACACAGUCCAACUACUGAAACUCGGAAAAUGGACUGCCGACGCAAGAAAGUGGGCAACCGAUAACAACGAGCGAGAACUCUAUGAAUAUAACGCUAGAAAUCAAAUUACGUUGUGGGGAUGGAAAGACAUGGGAAAUCCUGACUACGCCAACAAAUGGUGGUCCGGAUUGAUUGCAGACUACUACUUCCCACGUUGGCAAAUCUUCUUUGAACAUUUAGAGCAUGCCAUCUUUGAUAAAUCGAAAUUCAACGAACAUUCACUUGCCGUAAAUACAAUGUUGCAUGAAGAGCGCUGGAAUAAACAAACCAAUAUAUAUCCAUCGGACGUCAAUUCAAACGAUGAUGUCCAUACGGUAUCAAAAGAAAGAAAAACAAAAGAUAAAUCUAGUAAUAUGAAAUAA